Molecule: messenger RNA, 1690 nt
Organism: Chinchilla lanigera (long-tailed chinchilla)
Lineage: Eukaryota; Metazoa; Chordata; Mammalia; Rodentia; Chinchillidae
Gene: Klhl23
Product: kelch-like family member 23
Molecular function (GO): protein binding
Source: RefSeq, a predicted model, not a curated record
CCAUGGCUUUAAAAGGACAAGAAGAUUAUAUUUAUCUUUUCAAAGAUUCUGCACAUCCGGUGGAUUUUCUUGAUGCAUUCAGAACAUUUUACUUGGAUGGAUUAUUUACUGAUAUUACCCUUCAGUGCCCUUCAGGCAUAAUCUUUCAUUGUCACCGAGCUGUUUUAGCUGCUUGCAGCAAUUAUUUUAAGGCAAUGUUCACAGCUGACAUGAAAGAAAAAUUUAAAAAUAAAAUAAAACUCUCUGGCAUCCAUCAUGAUAUUCUGGAAGGCCUUGUCAAUUAUGCGUACACUUCUCAAAUUGAAAUAACUAAAAGAAAUGUUCAAAGCCUGCUUGAAGCAGCGGAUCUACUACAGUUCCUUUCAGUAAAGAAGGCGUGUGAGCAGUUCUUGGUAAGACACCUGGAUAUUGAUAAUUGUAUCGGAAUGCACUCCUUCGCAGAAUUUCAUGUGUGUCCAGAGCUAGAGAAAGAAUCUCGAAGAAUUCUGUGUUCAAGAUUUAAGGAAGUAUGGCAACAAGAAGAGUUUCUGGAAAUCAGCCUGGAGAAGUUUCUCUUUAUCUUGUCCAGAAAGAAUCUCAGCGUUUGGAAAGAAGAAGCUAUCAUAGAGCCAGUGAUUAAGUGGACUGCUCAUGAUGUAGAAAAUCGAAUCGAAUGCCUGUACAAUCUGCUAAGCUAUGUCAACAUAGAUAUAGAUCCAAUGUAUUUAAAAACAGCAUUAGGCCUUCAAAGAAGCUGCUUACUAACAGAAAACAAGAUACGCUCUCUAAUAUACAAUGCCUUGAAUCCUGUGCAUAAAGAGAUUUCCCAGAGGUCCACAGCCACAAUGUAUAUCAUUGGAGGCUACUACUGGCAUCCUUUAUCAGAGGUUCACAUAUGGGAUCCUUUGACAAAUGUUUGGAUUCAAGGAGCCGAAAUACCUGAUUACACCAGAGAGAGCUAUGGUGUUACAUGUUUAGGACCCAACAUUUAUGUAACUGGAGGCUACAGGACGGAUAACAUAGAAGCUCUUGACACAGUGUGGAUCUAUAACAGUGAAAGUGAUGAGUGGAUGGAAGGUUUGCCAAUGCUCAAUGCCAGGUAUUACCACUGUGCAGUCACCUUGGGUGGCUGUGUCUACGCCCUUGGUGGUUACAGGAAAGGGGCUCCGGCAGAAGAGGCUGAGUUCUAUGAUCCACUGAAAGAGAAAUGGAUUCCUAUUGCAAACAUGAUCAAAGGUGUGGGAAAUGCUACCGCCUGUGUCUUGCAUGAAGUUAUCUACGUCAUCGGCGGCCACUGUGGCUACAGAGGAAGCUGCACCUACGACAAGGUCCAGAGCUACAAUUCGGAUAUCAAUGAAUGGAGCCUCAUCACCUCCAGUCCACACCCAGAAUAUGGAUUGUGCUCAGUGCCGUUUGAAAAUAAGCUCUAUCUCGUUGGGGGACAAACUACAAUCGCAGAGUGCUAUGACCAGGAGCAAAAUGAAUGGAGAGAGAUAGCACCCAUGAUGGAGAGGAGGAUGGAGUGUGGCGCGGUCAUCAUGAAUGGGUGCAUCUACGUCACUGGAGGAUACUCCUACUCCAAGGGAACCUACCUUCAGAGUAUUGAGAAGUACGACCCGGACCUCAAUAAGUGGGAAAUAGUGGGUAAUCUUCCAAGUGCCAUGCGGUCCCAUGGUUGUGUUUGUGUGUAUAAUGUCUGAUUGGAUCCAGA